GUGUUUGACCAGUAGGUGGCAGUAAUGAGUCAACGAGCGGGUUUCCGAUAGAAACAACACAUCCCUGAAGAAGAGAGCAAACGAAACUUGUUAGCGUUUCGGAGGAGGGCGGAGGCCUGCAGGAAAAUCGACGAGCACAGCAAACUAUACGAUGAUGGGUGUCGGCCUCUGUCAGUGACACAUCGCUCAACCUGCAGCACAAAAGUACUUUAAAAGAUGAAGUACAAUUCUAAGAAUCUACGACACCGUCGUACAUAUGUGAAGUAGUUACGGACAUGCUAAGUACAUGUCCUCUAAGUUUUUAUUCGCAACAGGAGUGAAAGCCAAGCUGGGUUAGUCUUUUAUGAAAGAGAAAGGCUUCCUUGUGAUCACGGGCUCGAAGCCGACAGUUUUCUAGACCAUGGUAGAUAAUCGUUACGCCACAGCUCUGGUGAUCGGCUCGGUUCUGAGCCUGCUGGCCACCGUGUACCUGUCUGUCGCUGUGGGAACUCCGCACUGGUACCAGUACAACAGCCCUUCAGUUAAACACGAGGGCCGCAACGCCACGGAGCUCAGAGAGGACUUCAUCAAUGGGGACUUCGAUGAGAAGACUUAUAAUGAAACCAUGUUCCACCUGAACGGCACCCUGGGGCUGUGGUGGAGGUGUAUUCUGGUGCCCAGCAAGUCACACUGGUUCAAAGAGCCAGAUCCCAAACUGGAGACACAGUGCGUGAGCUUCACUCUUCCCCAGCAAUUUAUUCCAAAGUACAAAUACCUUGGAGACCAUGAAGAAGAUCUGCUGAGAACAUAUCUUUGGAGAUGUCAGUUUCUUCUCCCCCUGGUGUCUCUGGCCUUGGUUUUCCUCAGUGGCCUUGUCGGUGUCUGCGCCUGCUUGUGCCGGAGCUUCACCCCAACGUUGGGUGUGGGAGUGCUUCAUCUUCUUGCAGGUGUCUGUUCUCUGGGCACCGUCUGCUGUUUCUUGGCCGGCUUGGAUUUGCUCCACCAGUCCUUCGUACCACCCGAAGGGGUGGAGGGCUCAUUGGGCUGGUCCCUCUACCUCGCUCUUAUCUCCUUCCCUCUGCAGAUGAUGGCGGCUGCUUUGUUCUUGUGGGCGGCCAGGAGUCAUCGCAAAAACUACACCCGCAUGACUGCUUACAGAGUAGCCUAGAAAACAGGCCAAGGGAACAGCUCACAGUACCUUAACAGCCUGCUCGUCUGUGGUUUCAUUAAGAAACCGUCCUCAAACACAAGAAACAAUAACAUUAUCGAGUUGUAGCUGAAUAUCGGCUAAACCUGCAGAUAAUCAUGAAAGUGCUCAUGAAUAAGGAUUAAAGAACCUUUGAGUUAUCUACAUUAGUUAUUUAGUCUGUUUAACUUGUCUUUUACCAGAAGCUUGUUGUUAAUAUAUUUUAGCAGCCACAUGUUCUAUAUAAUUUGUCUGUUUCUGGUGUGAACUGUGUUGCUGUGCAGUACUUCGAUGCCUUCUAUUCAGUUGCCAGUGCUUGUAAAGCUGCUCACCACUGCCCUUAAAUCAAUUAACACAGACUAUCUUCUCAAAAUACACAAGUUAAUUGAAGUCAAACCAUCCUUCUCUCUAGUGCAUGGAAAUUAUUACAUAUUUGUGUUAUUUUGGAUUUUUGGAUUUUUUUUCACAUGUUUGCAUCCUCUUAAAUAUCAGGCCUUUGCUGUGUGCUGCAUGCCUUUUAAGCUGACAUUUGUGUCAUCUGUGGUAAAUGUUUAUUUCUGUUUGUGUUUUGACUAAAUGCCAGUAAAUGUCACUCACCUGUGUAACCACUCCUCCUCCCAUUGUCAUGUUUAUACAGCCAAUAUUUAUUUUUUCACUUUCAUUGAAUUAAGACCGAAUUGCUGCCACUUGGGCCAACCUGUGACUUCCUAGUAAUAUUUACAUUCUAAUCUUUCAGCCCCUAGCUCUACUACAGCACAUUUACUUUUGUAAGGAUAAGGUUUGUUUAUGUUCUGGAGCUCUUAGUGAAUUCAGGGGCGGGUUUAACAGCCAGAUCCAGGUUUUUUGCAUCGGUCUUUUCAGUGUUUGUCAGUGAUAUUUCAUGUGAGAUACUGUUAUUUUGAAUAACAACAACAAUUGAAUUAGCAAAAUCUUCAGAAUUUCUCUCAUAUUUACAUUUUUGUAUUCAUUUUGUGUCAAAAUCAAGAAGUGACUAUUUUGUUCAACUGUGUCUUGUUACACAUCUGAUGUGUAUACACUGUGUUUUAACCAUGAUGAAGCACAAUGUACUUGUUUCUAUAUGAAUAAAUUUGACAUUUACUGACCCCUCA
This is a messenger RNA of Betta splendens (Siamese fighting fish), 2274 nucleotides long. RefSeq names its product claudin domain containing 1b (gene cldnd1b). Bases 401 to 1147 code for a protein of 248 amino acids. The transcript has 5 exons. The record is from RefSeq and is a predicted model, not a curated record. Gene Ontology annotation, cellular component: membrane. Lineage: Eukaryota; Metazoa; Chordata; Actinopteri; Anabantiformes; Osphronemidae.